Molecule: messenger RNA, 3888 nt
Organism: Patiria miniata (bat star)
Lineage: Eukaryota; Metazoa; Echinodermata; Asteroidea; Valvatida; Asterinidae
Exons: 10
Coding region: 168-2663 (831 amino acids)
Source: RefSeq, a predicted model, not a curated record
CGUGACCUUGUUUGGCGCUAAACGGCCUAGACUGGGAAUUCCCAAAAUAUCGGCUCGGUUCGUGAAUCAUAUAAAAAGAUUGCGUGGUUGUUUUACUCACAAAGGGCCAAUUAAUACUCCCAAACCACUGGAAUGGUUUACAUGUAUUGACCAAAGAUCGUGUCAAGAUGAGAAUUGUGGCUGCACUGUUGGUGAUCCUUCGUACUCUGGACAGGAUACCCGGAUUCUCACAGCAGAAUAUCGAGGGAGGUAUGCCAGUGAAGGGCAGCGAUAUGAAUGUUUCAAUUGGGAGAGAGAAAAGAAGUGAUGCAGCUGAGAGUCCACUGUACGUUAGUGAACGCAAGGCCUACCUCCAAACUGACCACGCCUACCACCUUCCAUGCGCAGUCAUUCGACCUGAUGAGUCGGUAUCAAUCGUCUUCUGGUUUAAAGGAGAGAGUCUGGACGCCGCCUUACGAACGCUCAUCCUCCGCCAGUCGUAUCCAAACGAUGGUCUGAACUUUGCAGAGGAUGACCGGUACCAGAUUUCGACUUCCUACGGAAUCAUCAUUGAUCCGGUGAACUCGAAUGACACCGAUUGGUAUUGGUGUAAAACCGUGCGGAAAUCUACCAAUCAAAUUGUGGAAGACUAUCUGGAUGUAACAGUGUUAGACACCACAUUUCCUAGAGAAAGUGAAUCCACAGCCAGCAAUGUAACCACCCUUCAAAGUCAUGAAGGUGACAACAUCGUGAAAUGUCCAGUUCUUGCAGAGGCACCGGCCAUGACCGACAUCACACUCUACUGGUCAGUUUACAAUGACACGACCAAAAAUCAUGAUAUCAUCUUCGCCAUGUUUUCUGGGGGCGAGAGGCUCACGUUUCACAACUACGAGGAAGUUGGCAGUAAUGGAUUAGCGGUGGAUGAGUUCGAGAGACGAGAGGAGCGAUACUGCUGCCAUGUUUUCGAAAAAAGCAUGGACCUAAGGACAGGCUGCGUCCGAGUUACUUGGUUAGCUGAAGCAAAGCAGCAGUAUCCCUCGAUAUCUGGAUGUGAGUCAACGGACCAGAAAAGAUGUGAUCUGACCCUUACACUCGAGAGAGACUGCGCACGGUAUGAUUGCUCCAUCCGUGACGUCUACCCCCAGCCCGCCCUCAAUUGGUCACUUGUGAACUGCGAGGAGGACGGCACACCCACUUUCGUCCAGACCGAGUCUUCGACGUACUUUUCAAGUGGUCAGAGUUAUGAUGUGACGUCUAGGCUCUACAUUGUAGAGGCUGUAUUCAAGGGAGAGUGUGAAUUCUCGUGCAGUGCCUACGGCGACGCCAUUAAUGGCCAGACUUCUAAGUCAGAUGUCUACAUUACACGUGAUGACAGUGUAGCUACCACAUCAGCUUCCCCGGUGACACCAAGUAAUCAGGCUGACUGCGACUGCAAGUGGACCAUGGUUAUUUUUCUCACUUUUAUAAUGGCUUUCCUGAUUCAUCUUCUCAUCUUCUGGUUUAUUCUGAUCUUCCCGAGGAAUCGGAGAUUCAUCAAGACUCACAUCGAUGACCUCGCUACAUUCCCCUGUCAACGAAAGGGCGAGGAAGUAACAGACCUGGAGAUGGCCAAUACGAAACAAGAUACAUGUGCUGAUUCCGAUGAGAAUGUGCUAAGCGCAAAACUGGACUCCAUGUCCUCAACUGAGGACAAUACUGAAGCUCAGACAGAAAUUUCGCCCAUGCUGACGAAGGAAACCGAAGAAAGAGGUGUAUCGGACGGGGCAGAAGAAGGUCCUUUGUGUCUUGUGAUCAGAGGAGAUUCCGACAUCCUUAUAACAGACAGUAAAAACAAAUGGCGACCAAUGGGCGAGUUUGUCACCCAGUCUGCUUUGGAUGACAACAAUGGAAGUGGCUUCCAGGCUAUCAAAGACGUCGUCUGUGCCCAAGAUGGCGGCCUGUUUGUCAUCGAUGCACAAGGCUUGCAUCGCUUUAACUCGGACUACACUCACCGCUUUAUUGACUUGUACCAAUCAUUCUCCGACGAGGGCUACUGUAGUGUUACCUAUCAUACCGCCAAUAGGCUUCUGUUUGGGUUAAGUAGAGGUAAGCUUGUUGAUUACGAUAUUCAUAAUCGACAGACCACUAACUUCGGCUCAGUGACGCGGGUAAGACAUACAGAUGUCCAGCUGUCUGAUAUGUCGGUUGAUAGUCUGGGGUUCGUGUUUGCGGGGGACAGAAACGGGAAGGCGGUCUCCAUGUUUGAUAACGGAGGCGGCUGCCUGACGCGCAUGGAAAUCGGCAUGGAGCCGGCGUUCUUGCACGCGCAUGCGCGCCACGAGUCACAGAGCUUGUUCGUCAGCUCUGGCGUGGCGGUCAAGAAGUACAAUAUCGUGAAGAGCAGCACGAACAGCAAGAUUCUCCCUCAGAUUAGGUUCACGAUUGACGCAGAUUUAUUGGGAGUGGAAAACUUCCACUCUGGCUACGUCACGGUGCAGGAGAACAAACUGUUUGUGGUGAACCACCUCGAAGUCGGUGAGUGUUUGCAGAUUUUGGAACUUGACGCCGGGAAAGGAACGCAGGAGCAUAGUAUCAUCGUUGAGACGCUUGGUCUUCGUGGGGUAAAGUUCAUAGACAGAGACAGAAUGGUGGUAUAUACGGACGAUUCAGUGUAUCUCUUUGAGAGGAGUAUCAAUUCCGAAUAAUUCCUCAGUCGUAGAUUGAAAGCGUGACACGACAAAGCCUACAAUUGCUUCAUUGCAGCUUGCUUUUAUAUAAAUCUGUACUUUUUAUGGAUGCCUUUAGAUGGUGUAUAUCUUUAUGAUUAACCUUUGUACGUGUAUUUUUGCAGUAAUAUAUUAAUCGGCACUGCAAAUCAAACAAUGUGCUUUAUAGCCAAAAUAUACACAUGUAUAUUAUUAUCCUGAAAUAGUUGUAAUCAAUAAUCGUACCUUUUGCUUAUGUUUUUGCUAUGAUGGUGUAUAUCCGUAUGAUUUUUAAUUCAAGGUUGAUAUCUAUAUUAAUAUCUACCUUUCCUUAUUUUCCCUUAGAGUCCCUAAUCAGAAGACUCGACUCGAGUUAAGGCUAAUAAGACUCGAGUCUCAAAAAAUAAAAGCAAAACUUUGCGAAAGAUAUUUGCAAUGACUUACUGUAGGGCAAAAUGUAUGUUGACGUCACUUUAAGAAUACCGUGCGUUACAGUGGCCGCUUGUCGUUGAUGGCGAUUUAACCGUACUAGUUUGUUUUACAUACAGCAAUGUUGUAAUCAUGUAGUUUUAUGUGUUUACUUUAGCACCAUACUGCUUUUGAUUUUGAAUUGUAGUAUGAGCUGUAGGCCUGAUUUUAUCGUUCAAAUCAAUUGUUAUUGUAACCACGACUGCAUGUAUGCAAACAUAUAUUAUCGAUUCCGAACUUAACCGUAUUUGCAUAUGAUGCAUAUUUUGUAUCAGAUGAUUUUCAUGCAUGUUUGCAUUGUGUAAACGAGGAUUUUUUAUUUAAUUUGAAUAUUUGGUGACGGCUUGCGAAUAUUUUACAGGCCUCCAACAUGUGCUCCUAAUAUUAAAGGGUCCAUGAGGUAAAUUUUUAGUGCAAUUUUCUACUCCUUAAAAAUAUGAAAACUAUUUGACACCCUUUUUUGUAAAUUUUAUUGAAAAGUGAACCACGUAAAGUAUUUAGAAUGCUUUUCCGGACAACUGAGGGCGUUGUCGCUGUGAUGUCAUUGCAGGCAGACAUUGUUCUGAUUAGGGUUUUUCUGCUCAAAUUGUUAACCCCAACAUCUGCUCAUUCAAAACAUUUGAGAUGAAGGUUUGCUCAUCGGCUUACUGCCAUUUACUGACACAAAACCGAAUUACCAAAGACAAUUGGAAAUUCACUUUUGGUGCAAAAAUAACUGUAACAUGGAUUUUUCUGCCUGAAGUGCCAUCGCACAUUU